Molecule: messenger RNA, 1659 nt
Organism: Peronospora belbahrii
Lineage: Eukaryota; Oomycota; Peronosporomycetes; Peronosporales; Peronosporaceae
Source: the annotation of a GenBank genome assembly
AUGAACAGCAACACGACUGCCAAGAGCACGCAGCAACGUUUGUUGUGUGCAAGAGAACUGUGUCUAUUAGGUGAUUACGACAACGGUAUUGCGGAAUAUGAUGCUAUAAUAAAGACACUGGAGACGUAUCAUGGAGGAGACCUUGAAGCACAAGAGUUCCUGACAGAUUUACAGCACGAGUAUUGUAUGAUCGUGGAAUAUAUGAGUAUGCUGCAAGGUUUGAAGAUUGCAGCGAGAAAAAUGCAACAAGUCCAGAGACGUAGCAACGCCGUGAACGAGAGAGGACUGCGGCUGGAGCAAGAGGAGCAGGCAGCGAGGACCAUCGCUUGUGAGAAGGUGGAGCAGGAAGGCACGAUUUGUGGCUCAGCUGCAACUGAUCAAAGAGCUAAGAAAAAACGAGCGCCAUUGUGGAUGCAUAAAGGAGUGCCACGUGGUACUACAAUGACAAAAGCGCGACAGCGUCAAUGUCGGAAGAGCGCGAUGAGACCAGCGACCAGGUCAUCUUUAGGAAACGAUAAAAAGCCUUGUAAUGGCGCAAAGCGUAGCCGGGUACCAUCGACUUCAAAUACAGACUUGAAACACCGAAAGAUGGGGCAGGGGCCGCGAUCGUCAAAGCGGCGUGAGAGUGUCCAAAGCACAGCAAGCUCAACUAAUAUUGAGUCGCACCAUGAGAUGAUUGCAGGCAAAGUGAAGUACUCAGAAGUGGCCAGAGACAAUGGCUGGGUAGACCAAGAGCUUAUUGAAGCUAUUGAGCGGGACAUUGUGGAUCAUGGCGAAAAAGUGACUUUUGAGAAUAUUGCGGGCCUGGAACAUACAAAGCAGCUUUUGCAGGAGACUGCGAUGCUUCCACAGAUUGCACCACACCUAUUUACGGAUGGACUGCUGAAACCAUGCAAUGGUGUCCUGAUGUUUGGUCCUCCGGGAACUGGAAAAACGCUUCUUGCGAAGGCCGUUGCACAUGAAUGCAGAACGACUUUUUUCAAUGUUUCUGCUUCGACACUUUCGUCAAAGUAUCGCGGUGACUCGGAAAAAAUGGUGCGAAUUCUUUUCGACAUGGCACGAUAUUACGAGCCAUCCAUUAUUUUUAUGGAUGAAAUUGACGCCAUUGCGUCGACUCGAGGUGCUGCAACUGAACAUGAAGCAAGCCGAAGGGUGAAAACGGAGCUUCUUGUUCAAAUUAAUGGCGUGUCAUCUGGGGAGCACACUGGUAGCCAAGUGAUGCUUCUUGCGGCUACUAAUCUUCCUUGGGAACUUGAUGAGGCUAUGCGGCGGCGACUGACAAAGCGUGUCUACAUCCCCUUGCCCGAAACGAAAGCACGCCGAGCAAUUUUUGAAUUGAAUCUGGGCCAAAUUGACCUGGACUCGGAUGUUGAUUUAGACGAUCUUGUCCAGGAAACGGAGGGCUAUAGCGGUGACGACAUCACGAAUGUCUGCGAAACAGCCAAGCGGAUGCCUGUAAAAAGGGUCUACACUCCCGAGUUGCUUCUUAAGAUGCGGCGUGAGAUGGAAGUAGGCGAAAAAUUUCGUGAACUUGAGACACAACGACUUGUGGUCACUAAGGCAGAUUUCGCUGAAGCGCUGGACAACGUUUCCAAGUCAGUAGGGCACGACCAACUCCGUCGGUUCGAAGAGUGGGAAACCGAGUUUGGAUCGAAAUAA